CCAUCUUUCUUCUGGCUUUGUUUUCCUUCUUUUUGGACGGCGUUCUGGUCUGCAGUCAAGAGUUGAAACGGCAAGGUGGCGCUGAUGGAAGUGGUGUGACCCACUGAUGUUUCGAAACGAGGCCGGCGGCCACAAACACACUCCCGCACACGUACAGGCCCGUAUCCAGCCUGCCACUCUGCCGUUCUUUUCGUGUCGUUGACCGUGGGCAGAAGUUCGAGUGGAAUCGUUAACGGAAUGCUGCCGUCUUGUGCUGAGUGAAUCACAACAUCAACGCCGUGUCCUCAACUCUCCUGUACAGAGCCUCGCCCUGUGUUUCUCCCGCGUGAGCGCGAAAAGACCAUGCCGGCAGCUGAAGUACCACCGCAUCUCGCCAGCAAUCCUUUUCUGGAUCUGAGUGGAGUCGACACAAGUGCCUUUGCCAAUCCCUACGACGCCUUGCUGCAAGCAACGGGCAAUGACGGCUUGAAGCUUCAGGAACGGUAUCAGUCGCACCGUGCCAACCGCAACCAGCAGCAGAAAGCCAAGCUGCUCGACCCGGGCUUCUCUGGCGUCAUUGUAGAUCCGAUCUUGCAGCGUCUUGAAGACCCGUCCAUCGAGCCGGGAUACGUAGACACAAGGCACUGCCUGGUGUUCUGGGGCCGUCCGGAGCAACACAUCAAAAGCUUGAUUGCGAGCGUGCAGGACAAGCUGCGGACGGUGGCUCCAAGCCUUUGGCUCAUGCCGAUUGAGAACUUGCACAUCACGAUUCUGGAGAUCACGCAUUCGAAGACGGCCGGCGAGAUCGAGGCGUUAAAGCAGCAGGUUGGACCCGUGGCCGACCGGAUCGUCAACUACGGUCGAACGCCCGGCCAUCAGGCCAAGCUCAUCAAGCCCAUGGUCGGGUUCGACGCAUCUGCACUGGCCAUCACAUUCGUGCCUGCCACGGGUCGUGGUCGGGACUUCAGCUAUCACCACCUGCGCCGAGAUGUGUUCGACAUUGUGACGGGCGCCGGCCUCAAGGUGGACUCUCGCUACGUCGUGCCCAGCGCCCACCUGACCAUCGGCCGCUUCAUAACGCAGCGAGACUUUGCAAAGGAGGACGGAACGGUGGACGCGGCGAAGAUGAAGCGGUUCGUCGACGCCAUUGACGAUAUCAACUCGUGGCUGCAGGCCGAGUUCUGGCCAAACGACGGCUCAAGCGACGACGGCGCGGGAUCAUGGACGGUGGGCGAGACGGCCCCGAUCGUGCUUAGAUGGGGAACGGUUUGGUACGGAGGAGGCGAAUCCAUGGCGGAAUCGAGCCUUAAUUAAGAUAGACACAAAUAGAUUCGGACUUUGGACCACUUCAUCGUGUGAUCUGGGUAAGGGCAUGUGCUAAUCUUUGCUCUCACGAUGGAAGUGAGGGAGUACGAGCGCGAAAAACCGCUUCUAUUCAUGCCUGCGUGGGGUAUAUUCUGUACAUUUUCGUGCUAUGAAAAAACAACAAAAAAGAAAAGAAGGGAAAAAAAGGGGGGAAAUGGAAAAUUCUAUGCCGGUAGCUUCAAUCCAAACUUUUCCGGAACAAACCAGUCGUGGAGCAAUUCCAUCAACA
This is a messenger RNA of Verruconis gallopava, 1573 nucleotides long. RefSeq lists its product as uncharacterized. The transcript has a single exon. NCBI's taxonomy places the organism in Eukaryota, Fungi, Ascomycota, Dothideomycetes, Venturiales, Sympoventuriaceae. The record is from RefSeq and is a predicted model, not a curated record. Bases 343 to 1293 code for a protein of 316 amino acids.